Gordionus sp. m RMFG-2023 is the source of this 1475-nucleotide messenger RNA. RefSeq names its product protein pelota-like. Gene Ontology annotation, biological process: nonfunctional rRNA decay; ribosome disassembly; nuclear-transcribed mRNA catabolic process, no-go decay. The record is from RefSeq and is a predicted model, not a curated record. The transcript is spliced from 3 exons. The coding region runs from base 44 to 1345 and encodes 433 amino acids. NCBI's taxonomy places the organism in Eukaryota, Metazoa, Nematomorpha, Gordioida, Chordodea, Parachordodidae. Gene Ontology annotation, cellular component: cytoplasm.
UGAGUGCUUGAAAAGUUCGGUCCUAAACCUUCUUGAAUGGGAAAUGAAGCUUAUUUAUAAGAAUAUAGAUAAAGAAAGAAAAGGUGUUAUUGUUUUGAUUGCUGAAGAGAAUGAAGACAUGUGGCAUGUAUAUAAUCUUAUUAAUGAAGGAGAUAGUUUAAGAGCUUCUACAUUUAGAAAAAUUCACCAAGAAAGUGCUACUGGAACUGUUAGCGUGAAUAAGGUUAGGACUAUGCUUACAAUUUGUGUUGAAUCAACAGAUUUUGAUACUCAGGCAUGUGUAUUGCGUGUGAAAGGUAGAAAUAUUGAAGAAAAUCAGUUUGUAAAAAUGGGUGGAUAUCAUACAUUAGAUUUAGAAGUGAAUAGAAAGUUUACAAUAGGCAAAGACGAAUGGGACAGCGUAAGUCUAGAACGUGUGGAAUUGGCAUGUGACCCGGUAAAGCAUGCAGAUCUUGCUGCGGUCGUCUUGCAAGAAGGACUUGCUCACAUAUGCCUCGUAACUUCACAUAUGACCCUCGUGCGUUGCCGCGUCGAGCAAAACAUUCCUAAGAAACGUGAGGGUUCUGGUUCUCAACGAGAAAGAGCCUUGUCUCGCUUUUAUGAUUCAUUAGCCCGCGCUCUUUUAAGACACAUCGAUUUUGAAGUGGUCAAAUGCGUGUUGUUGGCUAGUCCUGGAUUCGUUAAAGACCGUUUCUUCGAGCAUUUAAUGAGCCCAUCACUAUCCGCUUCUCUUUCGGCUUCCUCCCAGUCCUCGUCUUCUACUACCACCUCGUUUUCUCCAUCCAAUGCAUCAAUGAACGACAGUGCUUCGCCCAAUAAUUUUAAUUCCUUGACGACACCCCUAUCAUCAGACCCAUCACGCCUCCUUAUUGAAAAUCGAUCUAAGUUUUUGCUCGUGCAUUGCUCCACUGGAUAUCGGCAUUCUCUGCGAGAAGUGCUUUCUGACCCUGCUGUCAUCGCCCGAGCGGCUGAUACCAAGGCUGCUCGGGAAGUACGCGCAUUGGCCCGGUUCACUGUAGUCCUUAACACAGACCCAGAUCGUGCCCAUUACGGGCUAGAACAUGUCAUUCGUGUUGCUAACGCUGAUGCCGUUGAUUCCCUUUUGAUAAGUGAUUCGCUUUUUCGUAAUGCCGCUACUCGUGCGCGCUCUAUUGCGGUAUUUGAGCGUGUCAAGUUGGGUGGAGGCGAGACUCAUUUAUUUUCUAGCCUUCACGUGUCAGGGGAACAAUUGGAUAGGCUAACAGGUAUCGCUGCUAUCUUACGAUACCCGAUCCCCGAACUUGAUACCGACGAUGAUGACGAGGAUGAUAAGAUAGGAGUAAAUGGUGUAGGGGAUAUUAAAUAGAUUGUUAUCUUUAUAAUGCGAAACCGAAAUAUCUUACAUUAUUAAUAUUAUAAUAUAUUACCGAAUGCGACUAUAUUAAUAUUGGAAAAUAAAAUUUUAGUGUAAUUUAAUAAAAUAUAUAUAACUUCUA